UAAGUUGGAUGAUAUAAACGUUCGGAGAGAGAGGUGAGAGAGAAAGAGAAGUAGAGAGAGAGAGAGAGAGAAUUACAGAGCAUUUUCCAACACGAUACGACCGAAUCAAACCCCUCUUUCUCUCCUCUGCCUCCUUAGCAGCUGCGUUUAUCAUCGUACUCGCCUUCGAUUUUCCCGAUUGUUCUUAUUAUCGCACACUGUUCUCUCUUCGAUUUGAGGGAACAGUGAAACACAGUCUCAGGAUCGGUAUACCCAACUGCACAGGUAGUCACUAAAUAAUGGAGUCUCACGAUGAGACUGGAUGCCAGGCUCCUGAACGUCCUAUUCUUUGCAUUAAUAAUUGUGGCUUCUUUGGAAGAGCAGCUACCAUGAACAUGUGUUCCAAGUGUUACAAGGACAUGCUGUUGAAGCAGGAGCAGGACAAACUUGCAGCAUCGUCAGUUGAAAACAUUGUGAAUGGAAGUUCCAGUGGCAAUGGGAAGCAAGCUGUGACUACAGGUGCGGUUGAUGUACAAGUUGAAACUGUUGAGGUCAAGACUGUUUGUGUCCAGACUUCUGCAGAUUCCUCUUCUGGUGAGAGUGUGGAGAUGAAAGCCAAAACUGGUCCUAGUAGAUGCGCCACAUGUCAGAAACGUGUUGGAUUAACUGGUUUUAGCUGCAAAUGUGGCAACCUCUUCUGUGCAAUACAUCGCUAUUCCGAUAAACAUGACUGCACUUAUGACUAUAGGACUGUUGGUCAGAGUGCCAUAGCUAAAGCCAAUCCAGUAAUUAAGGCAGACAAGGUUGACAAAAUCUAGGCAUGCACAAGACUGAGGGUUAAUGUAUGAACAUUGACAUCUUCUAUCCAUAAGUCUUCAUAUAUGUUGUCUGCCUGGUUUUUUAGGUGUCCUUUAGUGAUUAAAAUGAUCCAUGUCAAGAUGGCAAGGGCAUCAUUAGGGAAAACAUUAAUUGUUGAUUGGGUGAUGUACUUGUUAGCUCCAGUGUGUUUGUGCUGUUUGAUGGAUACUUUGGCUCAUUUUGUAAUUUGAUUUCGUGCUUGGUCUGCAAUUUUUUUUUCUUCCUCAUUUCAUGAAAAAGUAUUUCCUGCCUA
Molecule: messenger RNA, 1090 nt
Organism: Cajanus cajan (pigeon pea)
Lineage: Eukaryota; Viridiplantae; Streptophyta; Magnoliopsida; Fabales; Fabaceae
Product: zinc finger A20 and AN1 domain-containing stress-associated protein 8
Molecular function (GO): zinc ion binding; DNA binding
Source: RefSeq, a predicted model, not a curated record